Miscanthus lutarioriparius is the source of this 1740-nucleotide messenger RNA. The record is from the annotation of a GenBank genome assembly. Lineage: Eukaryota; Viridiplantae; Streptophyta; Magnoliopsida; Poales; Poaceae.
AUGCCCGGCCUGCCUCUGCCUCAACCGUUAAAUCAGAAUAUUGGACGUGAAUAUGCUUAUCCUGGGUCUACAGGCCAGGCCUUCCGUCAGCAGCUAAGAACUGCAUUGUCUCCGGAUGAGAAACUUGCUGCUGAAAGAGAUUUGGCUCUGUAUUGCAAGCCAGUCGAGCUCUACAAUAUUAUUCAACAGCGAGCUGUGAAAAACCCCCUUUUUAUUCAAAGAUGCCUUCUUUACAAUAUACACGCGAGGAGGAAAAAGAGGAUUCAGAUAACCAUAUCACUUUCUAGAAGUACAAAUACUGAGUUGCAAGCACAUUAUAUCUUUCCUCUUUAUGUUCUGUUAGCUAGACCUACUAGUAACCUUUCACUUGAAGGGCAUUCUCCAAUUUAUAGAUUCAGUCGGGCUCGCUUGCUUACUUCUUUUAGUGAACUUGGAAAUAAGGACAACAGUGAAGCCACAUUCAUCAUUCCUGAUGUGAAGAGUUUGUCAACCUCCUGUCCUUGCAAUCUUGACAUUAUCUUUAUUAGCUGUGGGCAAGUCGGACAAAGUAAUGGUGAAGAUAACUGCUCUGGGAACCAUGUGGAAGGUUCUUCUCUCCAGAUGCUUGAAGGGAAAUGCUCCUGGGGUAAAAUACCGACUAAUUUACUUGCUUCGUCUUUGGAGAGUUGUGUCAAUUUAAGUUUGGGACAUAUUGUGGAGUUGGCAUCUAAAGUUACAAUGAGACCAAGCUUCUUAGAGCCAAAAUUUCUGGAGCAAGACAGUUGCUUGACAUUUUGCUCUCAUAAGGUUGAUGCUGCGGGUUCAUAUCAGCUACAACUAUGCAUGUCCGCACAAGAGGCUGGUGCAAGAGACAUGUCUUUGUCUCCGUAUAGUAGUUACUUAUAUAAUGAUGUCCCACCUUCGUCAUUAUCAGAUAUCAUAAGGUUAAGAUCUGGGAAUGUACUUUUUAAUUACAAGUACUACAACAAUACGAUGCAAGAGACUGAAGUCACUGAAGAUUUCUCUUGUCCAUUUUGUUAUGUACGAUGUGGAAGCUUCAAGGGUCUGGGAUGCCAUUUAAACUCAUCGCAUGACCUAUUCCACUAUGAGUUUUGGAUAUCUGAAGAGUACCAGGUUGUUAAUGUUAGUCUGAAGGCCGAUGCUUGGAGAACCGAGCUUAUUGCUGAGGGCGUUGAUCCGAGGCAUCAAACGUUUUCUUACCGCUCAAGGUUUAAGAAGCGUAGACGAUCAAAGACCACAACUGAGAAAAUCAAGCAUGUACAUUCACAUAUUAUGGAAUCAGGGUCACCUGAAGAUGCCCAGGCAGGAUCUGAGGACAACUGUGUGCAAGGGGAGAAUGGGACUUCUGUAGCAAAUGCUUCGAUUGAUCCUGCUCAAUCUUUACAUGGCAGCAAUCUUUCACCACCAACAGUACUACAGUUUGGGAAGACGAGGAAGCUAUCUGAGCGAGCUGACCCUAGAAAUCGGCAACUCCUGCAAAAACGGCAGUUCUUCCAUUCUCACAGAACGCAGCCAAUGCCACUGGAACAAGUGUUCUCGGACCGUGAUAGUGAAGAUGAAGUUGAUGACGAUAUUGCUGACUUUGAGGAUAGAAGAAUGCUUGAUGAUUUUGUUGAUGUUACAAAAGAUGAAAAACUUAUUAUGCAUAUGUGGAAUUCAUUUGUUCAAAAACAAAGUUUUAGCCAUUUCCAUAUGGAGCAGCAGUUACUGAAAGCAAUGGAAUUGCAUGGUAAAAACUAG